Aethalodelphis obliquidens (Pacific white-sided dolphin) is the source of this 2796-nucleotide messenger RNA. It is a transcript of the gene IL4, whose product is annotated as interleukin 4. Bases 1281 to 1682 code for a protein of 133 amino acids. Gene Ontology annotation, molecular function: growth factor activity; interleukin-4 receptor binding. The transcript has 4 exons. The record is from RefSeq and is a predicted model, not a curated record. NCBI's taxonomy places the organism in Eukaryota, Metazoa, Chordata, Mammalia, Artiodactyla, Delphinidae. Gene Ontology annotation, biological process: immune response; negative regulation of inflammatory response; regulation of immune response. Gene Ontology annotation, cellular component: extracellular region.
GCCACCAGGGAAGCCCACAAGGACCUAUUUGAUACAACUAUCCAGAUCCUUUCUUUCACGGAGUACAAAUCACUGCAAUAAGAGCCAAAACGCAGGAAUGACCUUAGCAGUCAUCUUUUCUGUGUGACCUUCCAGAGGAAAUCAGUAGGGAGAGGAAGGUCAGAAACCAAGAGAAGGGAAGUGGAGAGGAAAGAGAAGGAGAGGCUCAGGGAGGAAUAAGCAGUCGCGUUCUGGGGCGCAGGCAUCUGAGUGAACAAUGGGGGCGUGCAGCGCGUCACCAGGUCCAUAGAGAUUAGACUGAAGCACCAGGGCAAGUGGUGGCACCUUGAUCAGGACAACUGAUUGGUAAAUCUGUGAAAUUAUGGCUCUUUUUCCCUAAUUAGCUAAGGUUGUAUUUAAAUUCCAUUUUCAAAGUGGUCAUUCCUUUUUUUUUAAAUUACUUUUAUCUUUUAUUUAUUUAUUUUGCCACACGGCACGUGGGAUCAUAGUUCCCUGACCAGGGAUCGAACCCUCGCCCCCUGCGGUGGAAGUGCUGAGUCUUAACCACUGAAAGCUCAGGAUAGGCAUACUUUGCCUAGAGCCUCCUUAUUGUUAAAGACCUAUGGACCUAAUGUGACCCUAACUAAGCCCCACCUCAUAUUACAAGUCCUUGGCCAAAAUCCUCAAUUUGGAAGAACGGCAUGCCUGAGUGCUAGGACAGGAGAGAAUCUGUGCCUAUUACUUUCCUUCUACCCAGAGAAAGAACCCCAGAUCAGCUUUUCCACAAAAGGAGAGUUUCCCAGAUGCCACCCAUACUUGGAAGAAGCCAGGUUGAAAUACUAAUCAAGUCAAACUUUCUUGAUAUUACUCUAUCUUUCCCCAGGAGGGCUGCACUGAAACAAAUUCGGACACCUGUGGCCUCCUCCUUCUAUGCAAAGCAAAAAGCCAGCAGCAACCCCAAGCUGAUAAGACUAACCUAAAGAGCAAAUUAUGGUGUAAUUUCCUAUGCUGAUACUUUGUAGUUAAUUUAAAAAAAAAAAGGUUUCAUUUUCCUACUGGUCUGAUUUCACAGGAACAUUUUACCUGUUUUUGUGAGGCAUUUUUUCUCCUGGAAGAGAGGCGCUGAUUGGUCCCACAUGACUGACAACCUGGUGUAAUGAAAAUUUCCAAUGUAAACUUAUUUUCCCUCAGUUUCAGCAAUUUUAAAUCUAUAUAUAGAGAUAUCUUUGUCAGAAUUGCAUUGUUAGCUUCUCCUGGUAAACUGAUUGUCUCACAUUGUCAGUGCAAAUAGAGAUCUAUUAAUGGGUCUCACCUCCCAACUGAUCCCAAUGCUAGUCUGCUUACUGGCAUGUACCAGCAACUUCGUCCAUGGACACAAGUGCGAUGUUACCUUACAAGAGAUCAUCAAAACGCUGAACAUCCUCACAGCAAGAAAGAACUUGUGCAUGGAGCUGCCUGUAGAAGACGUCUUUGCCACCACAAAGAACACAACUGAGAAGGAAACUUUCUGCAGGGCCGGGACUGUGCUUCGGCAUAUCUACAGAUACCACAAGUGCUUCAACAAACCCCUGAGUGGACUUCACAGGAACCUCAGCAGCAUGGCAAACAUGACCUGUUCUGUGAAUGAAGCCAAGAAGAGUACGUUGAAAGACUUCUUGGAAAGGCUAAAGAUGAUUAUGAAGGAGAAAUACUCAAAGUGUUGAAGCUGAAUAUUUUAAUUUAUGAGUUUUUAAUAGCCUUAUUUUAAAAAUAUUUAUAUAUUUAUAACUCAUCAUAAAAUAAAGUAUAUGCAGAAUCUGACAGCAUGAUGUCAUUUUAAUGGCAUAGACUAUAUUUACUUGCCAACUUUUGGGGAAACCAAUUUAAUUUACUGAGAGACUAAAAUUGGUGUGGGAAUUAAAAAGGAAAGACCACUUCCCUCUCAAGGAGUUCCCUCUCUCAUUGGGGACAUAAUGCAUGAAAUGAUUAAAGAAUACAAGGCCACACAAGAUGUAAAUGAUAAUUAAAAGAGCUUGCAGAGUGGGUCCAUAAGUCCCACUGACUAUCAAGUAAUUCUGAAUUUAAAAAGUGUCAACUGGAUGCUUAGAACAUUCUUUUCCCAUUGGCACAAGGGUUGUUAUAUUGAGUCCACAGUGGGGAAAUAAUUCUAGCACACUACCUGGCACUGCAGUGAACAAUAUUUAAUGUCCUAAUAAUGUAAAUUCUUUUGAUUCUCAAGCUUCGAACCAACCAAUAGACAAAGCAUGGAAGACUUAAUUAUGGUUACAGAACAGACUAAAUGCUAUCAAACUGACAACAGAAAAGGAAUAGCUCAAAAUGAUUGAGAGGUAAAAGCAAAAGGAAAGAUUGAGAGGUGGGGCACCAACACUGUCUAAGGUUGAUGGAACAAGAGACUUAAGUAUUUAUUCAAACUUGGAAACGUAACAGAAGAUCUAAAAAUAACUUACUAUAAAAAAUUUGGAAGGGGCAGUAUAAAUAAGGUAAACUCUCACUUUUCAAUGCGGAAAUCAAUACAAAAUAUCUAAAGUUGAUUAAAAAAAUAGUUGGCAAGGUGGUCAUGAAUUGAUGAAUGUUGUAGUUGGGGAUGGGUACAUGACGGUUGAUUACACUACUCUGCUUUUACACGUGUUUGAAAGUUUUUAUAAUAAAAAGUGAAAAAAACAAUAAAGUAAAACCAAUAGUAAGUAAAUCAAGAAAUCUUUGGAAUUAUAAUGGUAACCACCAGAGAAACUAAAAACAAAAAAGGGAGGGUGGACUGUUGGGAAUGGGACUUGGAAUAAGAAACAGUGAAAGCAGGGCAGGAGAUUUUUGGCUUUC